Molecule: messenger RNA, 4884 nt
Organism: Bacillus rossius redtenbacheri
Lineage: Eukaryota; Metazoa; Arthropoda; Insecta; Phasmatodea; Bacillidae
Product: glutathione peroxidase-like
Exons: 5
Biological process (GO): response to oxidative stress
Molecular function (GO): glutathione peroxidase activity
Source: RefSeq, a predicted model, not a curated record
ACAACAGGACAGGCCCACGUGGUCGGCCCCGAGUCAGUCAGUCCGCGACAGCCGCACGAGUUGGUCGUGUUUCCCCUCUCGGCGCCCGGACAAGAGCUCUCAGCGGACACAGAGGACGCCGGUGGCUCGUUGACAAGAUGGCGGCGGUGCGCGGCGCGCUGGUGCUGCUCCUGGCGGCGGUGGGCUCGCAGGCGGCAGUCAAGCGGGUGCCCUCCGUGUACUGCGACACCAACUCGCCCUACGAGUCCAUCUACAACUACAGUCUGCCCGACCUCUGGGAGAACCGCAACAUCAGCCUCUCCGAGUACCGCGGCAAGGUGGUGCUCGUGGUGAACGUGGCAACCUACUGAGGUUUCACCGGCCACUACUGGGGGCUGAAUGCACUUCAAACAGCCUUCAGGGGCCAGCUCGAGGUCCUGGGAUUCCCCUGCAACCAAUUCGGCUUGCAAGAGCCAGGAGCCAACGCCACGGAGAUCAUGAACGGGGUGAUGCACGUGCGACCCGGGGGAGGCUUCGUGCCCAACUUCACGAUGUUCAAGAAGAUCCAGGUGAACGGCGAGGACGAGGAGCCGCUCUACACCUACCUCAAGAAAAAGUGCCCGCCGACCAGGGACGGCUUCGGCGAGCUGAAGAACCUGUUCUUCUUCCCGCUGAAGAACAGCGACUUGCGCUGGAACUUCGAGAAGUUCCUGGUGGACCAGCGCGGCGUGCCCGUGAAGCGCUACGACCCCAGCUUCAACCCGGACAACAUGGUGGACGACAUCAGGGACCUGCUGUACGGCUGCAGCUCGUCCGACGGAGCAGGAGUCCCUCGUGCUCUGCGCGGCCGCUGUCGUCAGUAGUCGCGCCGCCUGGUUCCCUCCAUCCGACACACCUGGACUCCAUCCUUCCCUUCACACUGACAGACACUGCUUGUCACGAGAAGCCAAGCUGCUCGUCUCUGAUCGACGACUCUUCAUUCGGACUCCACUGGUAGUCAUUCGAUCCAAUCUACCUAGUGCUGACCUUCAAAAUUGUGGUAGGUUCCUCUGGGGCACCCUUAAGUACAAUUAAGCUCCGCUAAAAUAUAUCUAGCGCAGAGAAUUACUUACGAUUUUCCAUUUUAUAAUAUUUCCCGGCCGCAAUGAACGGUAUUCUGGUACGCACACAAAUUUAACACGUAAACUGGUCCAUUCCUGUCAAAUGAGCUUUUCCUCUUUGGGUUCCAGCGUGUGAUGAUUAUAGAUUGUCGGUAGUUUCUCCAACAUGUGAAAUAUUAAAUAUGUCUCUAGGGGUACCUUAUUCAUCCCCUCAAUCUAAAUCCAUAAAAUUAACUGAUAUUUCUCAAGAAGCCGGUGUUACACGAAAUCAAAGAAAUGUGUACCGUGUAUUUAACAAAGUGUGCGAGUUGGCUUUUGUUUCGGGACUUCAUUGUCCCUGGUAUUUCAUCGCCAGCGGUAAUUUUGAUUUACGGCGAGACGCGGAAAGGUGUUAAACGAACGCCGGAGCAAGCCUGCCAACCACGCGCGCCCACAGUUCCCGCGCUGACAGCGUUGCGGGGAGCUGGGUGGUCUCGGGCCUGACACUCGCUGCAAAGCCGGAUGUACGCGAUGCCAGGUUGACGUGCGCGGCUCUGUCGCGGAAGAAAGCCGGUCAUAUAUCAUCGUCGCUCACCAACAGGACGUAACGUCCGUAGUGAAAACACACGCAAUCAGAGCCACAACACUUCGUACAUUUAAAGCCAGCUUACGUAGCUAUCAUGCAAGGGUAUAAUGUUUGCUUACACUUUAAACGUAAACUUUCAAAUUAUUUUUUUAAUAAUCUUAAAGCCUAUGAUGUUACUUAAGAGAAUGUUUACAGCCGAAUAUAAACGUUAUUUUUUCAAAUAACAUUUUAAUUUAAUUUUUGUUUGCUGACACUUUGUCGUACGCCGCCGGUGUAUAGGUAUUUUAUACAACAUAGUACAUAACCUUUUUUUAGGAUAGUGGCAUCACUGUUAAUCGGCUUGAAUUUGUUCUCAGUUUACCCGUGCGUUGGCAAUGAGCGUGUUCCAGGUAUGCUACCAAAAAAAAUGUCUUUCGUGCGUACGUAAUUCAUUUCUACCGACAAUUUUGCAAGGCACUUUUCUCCCGUCCUUAAAUUUACUUUUCGUCAUUUGAGAAUAUUUUGUGAAAAGCGAUUUCAAUACGAACACAAACAUUGAAAUCCGUCUACUGUAACCACGUUGCAAUAAAAUCUUCGUGAGCUCAAAGUUUUAUGGAGACAGGUGUAUAUUAACCUAGAAAAUGUGCCGAUUAUUCAAGAUGGAUCGCUAAUGGUAACAGGGAAGAUAUAUUUGUGAGGUCAAAUAAUCCUAUGGUUGAUAGGGGAAGAAAUCGUAACUUGUAGUCAUUCACGUGUUUGUGAUUCACUUACACUCAGAAUUGGUCCAUCAGCUCUGAUGUUCGCUCUGUAACAAGGGAAGGAGUAUCACUUCCAGACUGAUCUUAUUCACAGUCGUGUCAAAAACAAUCAUCACAUAACGUCACUCAUCGACCUCAAUAUCAAAUAAUUUUUAAACUGUUCGUACACUACAGUGACCGUGCGUUAUGUAAUAUAAUAUACCUCAAAUAACCCCCGUCUCUCCCUAUUAACCGUAUACUUUUUCCCAUGCAACCAAACCAUCCCCAGACUCGUAUUCCAUAUUUCAAAGUAUCAGGGAUGAGCUGCUUGCGCUUCUUACACAGUUGAAUCCUUACAUUUUUUCAACAUCCUUUAUUAACCUUUGAUUAUUUGCAACUGGGCCAUUGAGUCUUAUUUAGUCAUACUUACAGAACAUUAAAAAACAAGUGACACCCUUGGCAUAAAAAUUUUUUCUGUUUAAUUUAGACUGAAGUUUAUAGAGUACGUGGGAAGUGUAUAUAUUCAUAGUUAAGCCUGAGAUAAUAUACAUCACAGUGUGGAAACAGUGGCUUCUAACAGUGUGUCGAAGAGACAGCUUCUGCUCUACAACGGCUCGUAACGAUUACCCAGUGCAGAAGAUCGUAGCUUACGAAUAGGAACCUGGAAAUUUCGCAGAUCAUUUCGGUGCUGUGCUGAAAAUUCACAGUGUUAUAUGUAAUAUGCUCGUAUUUGCUUCUAAGGUAUUUGAUUUCUUACCGUCUUUUUCGAGUCGACUGCUUUAGUGUGUAUCAUUCUUGGAUUGCACUGUACGUGUAAAUGGGCAUGUACUAUCUCUUUACAAUACCACGAGUCCUGCUAUUAGCACUGUCGUUGUUUCUGUGUGCUUUGUUGCCAGAUAUAGGUGCGCCAGAGAGCACAAAAAUUUUAAACACAACUUCAUAAAGUAAUGAAUUUUUUAUUCAUAAAGUAAUGCAUUUUUUAAAAGUAUUUGAAUCAUUAUAUUUUGUAAAGUACAAGGUAGAAUGAGAAGUUUGUAAAUGAAUUAUCCUGUUGUAUAAUAUCAGGAGCUUCAUCGAAUGAUUCCUAAUGAUUUCCGCCCCCCCCCCCCCCCCCCGAUUUGUUAGGAUACGUAACUGAAAGACACCAUCUUUGUUUUAAAUUUGUUUUUAACAAUUCAUAUUAAAACGUUUUGCUCUUUGAUCAUAGUACAUACUUGUUAGAAUGUCUUGUUAAUAAUAGUGACUGGCUUCUAAAAAUAGUUUCUCCUGUUAAAUAAUAAUUGGUGUUUAGCAUUGAUUUUUUUCUGGUCAGAGUGACUGCAACUAUAAUAAUAUCAACCAAUAGUAAAAUUUAAAAAAAAAAAAUUAACUUGCUGUAACUAUAGAUAAAAAAAAAGCAGGUUGUUUUCAAUCUGAAAACAGUGUUUGCCAUUUUCUGUGCACUGCAAUCCAAGCGGGUGACACUUGUUGGCCUUAAAUUUAUCGACAGUGUGUCGGAAGAAUUUAUAUUCAGUCUUAAACGCAAUGUGCGAAUUUAAAUUAAAAGUGACGAAAAACAAAAAAAAACAGAUCUCGAAAUUUCCUGUUUCCCACCUGCGACCGCAGUGUUGACGAGGAGCUCCCCGGAAGACGCAGGCGCACCAAGUGCGCUGCCUGCCAACAGGACUCGACUCGCGCGCGGACGCACGGAGGGAGAAAGAAGCGCCCCCCGACGCACGAACCCCCUCGGCCCUCCACCGUGAAGGGUCGGAGCCAAACCAGCGCCCCUGGCGGCCCGACCCGGAAGCCGCGGCGACGGUCGUAGGGCUCUUGUGCAUUCGGCCCGCGACCCGCUCGCCCGCGGGAGGGACCGGCGCGGCUCGCUGCCUCCUGGGCGCCCUUUCGCCCCCCUGCCAGUCCAUAGUGCGUUCGAGCCCAGCAGCGCCUGCCGCCUCGCUUUUCUAUAGUCCAUCCCAGCUUAGCCCCUCCACUCUCAGUGAUACACGCGGUUGAUCAAGCCUCGAAUGUGAGAGUCCAGCCGUACCUACGUUCCACUGGACAUCAUAUUUCAUAGCUAUGAAAUAAAUAAAAUUGAAUUGAACUUUUAUUAUAAAAUAAUCAUGCCUUUUACAACAAAAAAAUUACAAAAAAAAGAGUUAGUUGCAAUAAAGAAGUUAUAAUUAGGUAUGACAAAAACAUUUUUAAAAUUAUUACUUAAUUUUCUCUUUCAGAAUAAUUCAAAAUAUGAAAAUAAACUGUAAGGACAUGCAAAAUUUUGCGUUACUUAUAGGCAGCAAACAAAGACUGCGGACGGUUAUACAUUGUAGUAAAUCUAUCAGUGGUUCAUGGGUUAUUUGAAACCCCCUCAAGGGCUUAAAAUCAAUGAUACAAACAUGUAAACCAAGCAUUGCCCUACUAGUGACAGCGAGAUAAUUUGGGAUAAGCUUGGAUGGACUAUGCAUUGUGACACUCCAGGUAAAUGUCAUCACAAAUGUUAAUAUUGUGCGUGAAAUUUGAAAUACUUGUCAAUAAACGUUUCAAAAUA